Molecule: messenger RNA, 1171 nt
Organism: Larimichthys crocea (large yellow croaker)
Lineage: Eukaryota; Metazoa; Chordata; Actinopteri; Sciaenidae
Exons: 5
Coding region: 91-855 (254 amino acids)
Cellular component (GO): membrane
Source: RefSeq, a predicted model, not a curated record
UGUGAACUUUAACCGUGGUGUUGAUAUAUUUCUUUGGCUGCUGGAGGAGUGGCCCCAUGACAAACGACCAGCUUCCUGCAGGACGCGAUCAUGGGGAGCGAUCUGAUGAAAUGUGCCGUCACAGAUCUGGGCAUCCAGUGGGCCGGCUGGGCUCUGGCUGCAGCCUUCAGGACCGAGAAGUUUUAUGAUUUGGCAGGAUCUGGCACAUUUAUAUUACUUGCCCACCUGAGUCGGAUCCUGGGAGGAGCUAAUCACGUCCGUCAGAAGGUGCAGACUGGGUUGGUGACAGCGUGGGGGGUCAGGCUGGGAACAUUCCUCUUCAUGCGGAUCUUGAAGGACGGUCAUGAUCGCAGGUUUAACAAUGUCAGAGACAGCCCAGGGACUUUCUUUGUAUAUUGGACUAUCCAAGCCAUGUGGGUAUUUAUGACCCUCCUGCCCACCCUCAUGCUGAACACUGAGAAGCAAGAUGUGCCUCUGGGAACGAGAGACUACAUUGGCUGGACCGUAUGGGGCCUUGGAUUUGCCGCUGAGGCUGUUGCUGACCAGCAGAAAUGGCUUUUCAAGAGUGACCCAGAUAACGCUGGGAAGUUCAUCCAGAGCGGACUGUGGGCCUACAGCAGACACCCAAACUAUUUUGGAGAGAUCCUGCAGUGGUCCGGUCUCUGGCUCUCCGCCUCAUCAGUGAUGCAGGGUCAGCAGUACCUGAGUGUGGCGUCGCCUCUUUUCGUCUGGUUCUUGCUGCGCUACGUCAGCGGCAUCCCCAUCCUGGAGAAGCAGGCCAUGAAGAAGUGGGGAUCUGACCCGGCCUUCCAGGACUACAUUAGAAACACUCCUCUACUCUGGCCUAAAUUUUGAUGUUACAUAUUUGUUAUGUCGCCUCUGCACAAAAACACAUUCAAGUCACAAGCACAACACUUUGACUCUUUUAUGUCACUUUGUACGUAUGUAAAAUAAAUUCCAGUUUAUCAUUCCUUGCCUUUUAGAUAACAGCCUCCUGUGUAAGAUAUCUUUGUGGUGUGACAUGAUUGAGAGCCAAAUACGGGACAUGUAGUCUAGACUAUCAAGACUAGACUCUGCAGUUUAAGAUGUGCGUUAAGCUUUUUUCAAUCAUGAACGUGUCAAACUGAAUGAAAGGAGGCUGUCGCUCAAGAGGAAACGCCACUAAAGCUGU